Molecule: messenger RNA, 2296 nt
Organism: Bursaphelenchus xylophilus (pine wood nematode)
Lineage: Eukaryota; Metazoa; Nematoda; Chromadorea; Rhabditida; Aphelenchoididae
Source: the annotation of a GenBank genome assembly
AUGCGGCUGUGUGUUUUUGUUCUCUCGUUGUGCUAUCAUCACGGCAAUGCCGUCAUUCCGGCGUUGGACCUCACCGACGCCGAGAUCAAGGACUUGGCGCAGAGAAUGAGAGAUGCGGACGCGGAGAAGCCCAAGUUCUGCGAGUUCUACGUGGAUUUUCAGGGUCAUUUCGAUGGUGGAGACACUGACUACGCCCCGAAACCGUGAGUUCAUGGCUAUAAAUUAUAUCAGUUUGUCGUGAAAAUAAUAAGCACAAUGCCGCUACGCUCACGGCACAAUUCAUUUUUUUUGGUGGCGACGCUAUUUUCGUUGUGACAGAGUGCUCAUUAUUUUCCCGACAGAAUGAUAAAGUUCAUGGACAUUUGUCGCGCUUCGCACCGUGCACCAAAGACACCCCAUUUUGUACCGUGCAUUCCACAUUUUUUUGAUUUUUGCGCUGUGCGACGAAAUAUCGCUCUACGUCGCCGCGAUUUCGCCCAGACAUUUGCACAGUGCAAACCGGUUUUUCGAGGUUUGCACUGUGAAAAAGACGAAUGCGCUGCGCGUUAGCGACGGCGUGGGAAAACGUUCACUGUGCAAAAGAGAAAAAAUGUCCACGCCCUUUAUGAAGAUACUAAUAUCUUGCAGGUUAUUCAAAUGGACCCGGCCUUCCAUUUUGUCGCAGCCCAGCUACAAAGCCCUGCUGGAUUUGGCGCCCUUGUUCAAUCCGCAGACCGGAAUCGCCGAAGACAACAGUCCGGCCAAGCAGCAGAAGGAGAGGGCGUUCAUUAUGGCCGUCUUUAGCAGUGGUCCCUUCACGCAGUUGAUCAAUGUCCUCAGGAGAAAGAAUCAUCCGUUUGCCAAGAGCCCCGACACCCUCAAGCAGUCCAUGUUCGAGCUGUGGUUUGGGAUGUUCUCCAGAGCCAAGGGAAAGUUGGAUUCCUCGGCUUUCGAGCAUGUUUUCCUCGGCGAGGUAAGCUGGCGAUAUAUAAUGUUAUAUACAUACAUAUGUGUGUAUCUCUGUCCGGAAAAUAAUGGGCGUUCUGUCACAUUGAAAAUCGCGUGGCUAAAGUGAAAAGCAAUUUGAUUUUAUCGCGAAAAAAGUGUAUUUUCUCGACGGCGGUGCGAUUUUCAAUACGGCAGAGUGCUCAUUAUUUUCCCGAUAUACUGAUAGCUCUUUUUAGGCCAAGAAUGGAGAAGUCUCGGGGAUGCAUAACUGGGUGGUUAUGAACAACCUCGAAAAUGGUCCAAAGGGCACCCUCGACUACAGAGGAUUCAUCGUCAAGAGAGCCGUAAGUUGUGUCGCGCAACGAUCCCACUAUUUUACAGGAUAUCAUUGCAUCGGCCAACUUUAAAUGGGGCAGUUUGGUGAAGAGGACGGGAAGUUUCUUGAUUGGGACGUCGCCGGCGUUCGACUUCUCGCUUCUUACGAUGUGUUUCUUGGCCAGGAGGGGAAGUCAGAAGUGCGAAGUGAGAAUAGCAUUGACCAUAAAAAAUUUUUAGACAAUAAUUGAUGGAUGCCCUGUGAAUGUGCAAAGCUAUGACCAAAACCAGAAUGGGCGAGACUUCAUUGGGACCGUCUAUCCGGAGCCCGGCCCGUGGUCUCCCACCUGUAUGACCAUCUUCAAGCAACGGGCGACGCUUUCCAAACAGGAAUGAGCUCUCUGGACGAGCAUUUCUAGAUAGCCUUCUUAUUUUUACGUUCAAAUCGACGCAGUUUUUAUUUGGAGAGAGUAAAUAGUUACAAAUGCAGUGCACUUUUACGGAAAGACUGUAUGUGGUCUAACCAUGAUGUGAAAAAUUUUUUGAAAAUCAGCGUUGCACUUUGAUCACUUCAAUUUCCCAGACAACUCCAUUUUUUAACCUCAAACCGCUCUUUACAAUCCGUCCGGUUCAGAGAGUUCAUUUUAUAUCCGUGAGGCAGAAAAUCGGCUUCACCGAACCCCUUGUUAGGCAGUUCAUCCGUCGCCAUUCCAUGGCCUCCGAACAUGGCAACUUGAUCAGGGUUUGGAAAUUUUGAAGACGGCCUAUGUUUCAUCGUGCUGAGCUCGGAAAACAACGUUUCGCAGCUCUCCGGAGCUAAGUUUCAGCUUGUUUUCGAGCUGCGCCCAAGGCACAAGCCGCGCCCAAGGCGCGAGCUGCGCCCAAGGCGCAAGCUGCGCCCAAGGCGCAAGCUGCGCCCAAGGCGCAAGCUGCGCCCGUGAAAGUUCUCCGAGCUGCGCCCUAUGAUUAUCAGCUAUCUUUCAAGCACAGAUAUUACAAGCGCAUUGGCCCCGGAACAUCUUUCAGACAUGUCAAGACUUUUUGGCCCGCCUAG